AUGGCAAAAGCUGCGUUCUUGAAUUUUUUCGUAUUUCUUCUUAUUAUUACCACAAUUGUGAGCCAUGAAAUCAUACCGACCGAGGCAAGACACUUGAGGACUCACAGAAAGCUAAUCAAGAACAGCAGCAAAAAUCCUCUCAAGGUACACGGCGGCUCCGGUGGCUUAAGCACAGCUCGCGGCGGGUCGAUGAAGAAGAGUGGAAUUAGCAAAGAAGAACAUGGCGUUGAUGAGUUCCGGCCAACAACUCCGGGAAACAGCCCCGGCAUUGGCCAUUCCAUUAAAACAUAA
This is a messenger RNA of Arabis nemorensis, 291 nucleotides long. Lineage: Eukaryota; Viridiplantae; Streptophyta; Magnoliopsida; Brassicales; Brassicaceae. The record is from the annotation of a GenBank genome assembly.